AUGAAAUUUUUCAUCAAUGGAGACGAAAAAAUAAAUGAUGCUGGUUAUGAAAUCAAAAUUAUCAAUGAUACAAAAUGGUUAAAGAUAUACCACCACAAUUCAACAACAUUAUUCUCGGACAACAAAGUUAUUGCAACGACGCAAGUUUAUUUCAUCAAUGAAACCAAUCGAUUUAGUGUUAUUGGUUAUAUUAACGACAGUUUCAAGAUUAACGGUCUCUACAACUUCUUAUUCCAUUUUCCAGACGAUUAUCCAGACGACUACUUUUACUUCAACCAAAGUACACAUCCACUUACCUCCGCUUCAGUUAAAGACUUCAGUUACAAAUUUUAUAAUAAAAAAUGUUUUCCCGAUCUAAAAAGUUACCUAAUGCUCAAUGGUUUAGCAAUUUCAACAGCUUCGGACGCAAUUUUAGAUGGAAAUAUUAAUUAUGACCAUUGGUGGUAUGCUAUUGGCUCUAACUGCUAUCACAGUGGUCGAAGAAUUCCAGGACCAAAUUGUGCCAAUAUUGCAGAUCCUACUACAACUACAAAUGAUUUAUGGAUUAAGAUAAUAGAUAAAUCAGUUUUGAAGUUUCUUCCUUCUUUUCUUGAACAUAUCUGUCUUUCCAAUGCUCUAAAUUGCCAAAAUUGGAGUUAUUUUCCUUUUAAUUUAUUCGAAAUCUUUAUUGUUUUAAUAUCAGAAUAA
This is a messenger RNA of Trichomonas vaginalis G3, 687 nucleotides long. RefSeq lists its product as uncharacterized. The record is from RefSeq and is a predicted model, not a curated record. Lineage: Eukaryota; Parabasalia; Trichomonadida; Trichomonadidae. The transcript has a single exon. Bases 1 to 687 code for a protein of 228 amino acids.